This is a messenger RNA of Nanorana parkeri, 433 nucleotides long. RefSeq names its product type II inositol 3,4-bisphosphate 4-phosphatase-like. Gene Ontology annotation, molecular function: phosphatidylinositol-3,4-bisphosphate 4-phosphatase activity. Bases 8 to 433 code for a protein of 141 amino acids. Lineage: Eukaryota; Metazoa; Chordata; Amphibia; Anura; Dicroglossidae. The transcript has 5 exons. The record is from RefSeq and is a predicted model, not a curated record. Gene Ontology annotation, cellular component: cytoplasm.
ACUCAUCAUGGAGGUGCAGGACGAACGGACUUCUGAGACGGCCCAGGACCUCAUAUCCCCGGCCGAAAGGGACGAUGCCGGGCUGCCACAAUGUGCAAGGAUCCAGAGAACUUUAGCUGACCCGAAGCUCGAAUUCGCUCUUGCAUGCAAGGAUCUGCUGACUGCCGCCCGUGAUGGCAAGCUGAACACGUUUGUACAGAUCUCAGUGGCACAUCCUACAGAGCAGACAUUAACCAGAUAUGCGAACACAGAAAUAGUAGAGGGAACAAGAGAUCCACUGUUUCUGACGGGUGUGACGUUUCCCUCGGAGUAUCCCAUCUACGAAGAAACUAAAAUUAAGCUAUCGGUGUAUGAUGUCAAGGAUAAGUCUCAAGAAACCAAACAUGUUCAGCUAAAGAAAAGGUUCACCUUUCUUACAAAAGCAGCUUCUUGA